Messenger RNA from Fomitopsis serialis, 1144 nucleotides. RefSeq lists its product as uncharacterized. Lineage: Eukaryota; Fungi; Basidiomycota; Agaricomycetes; Polyporales; Fomitopsidaceae. Gene Ontology annotation, biological process: regulation of transcription by RNA polymerase II. Gene Ontology annotation, molecular function: RNA polymerase II cis-regulatory region sequence-specific DNA binding; DNA-binding transcription factor activity. The record is from RefSeq and is a predicted model, not a curated record. Bases 114 to 992 code for a protein of 292 amino acids. The transcript is spliced from 5 exons.
CACACACCAAAGCUUCGCACCGUGCGGCUUUUUGAGGCCAUACCGAUACGAAGUCCUGCAGCUCGUUCGCUUGAUCACUGCUAACUUACCCCAGUCCGGCUCUGAACACAUCCAUGGCCAAGAAGCGACAUGCUUGUCCUGUCUGUGCUACUGCCUUCCUGACCCUUCUUGAGCUGCGACGCCACGGAAAUUCGAUGAAACAUGGUCUUGUCGGGAUUUUCUACGUUUGUUCGGAUUGCAACAGGAACUUUCAGACAGCCAAAGAUCUGCAGAAUCAUGCAUCGGCCAAGCGACACCGUCUAUACAAGCCCGUGUCGUCCACUGUAGCUGCUUCUAGUGCGUUUGACGCGACGUCGGUCCCCGCACAAACCACACUAGCAACGACGUCUGCUACACUACCGCCUUCCCCGGCUGCACAGUAUAGAUGUCAAGUCUGUACUUUGUCCUUCAGCUCAGAGGCUGAGAUCAAUGCCCACUACAAGAGAUCCUUCGUACAUCCGUCCUGUAGCACAUGCGGCGAAGGUUUUAGGGACAACGAACGCCUUUCUCAGCAUCUACGGGCCACCCAUGGGACCGACACUAUAGCUAGUCGGUCUGCAGCAAACACCAAACUAGAUGACCCGUCGACAUCGUCGAGCCGUAGCAUAUGCUCAACGUGCUUGAUGACGUUCACCGAUGACGCUAAGCUGUUUGAGCACGAGAAUACUGACCAUCUCUGUGCCCGCUGCGAUCAGUGGUUCUCAGGGCGGAGAGCUCUGCGGCAACACUUCAACGAGUCCUCGAUGCAUCCGAGCUGCUUCCAUUGCCAGAAGGGGUUCGUGGGGGAUGUGGAGUUCUCCAAGCAUCUCGUCGAGGAACACGACAUUCCGAUAGCAGCUGAAUUGGUCUCCACGGCGAGGUCAUCGACUGAAGCUAAUCGAGCUCCUAGCAGCCCGCCUCCUCCAGUUUAUGAACAGCUGGAAACCGUCGAAGUACCUCAGAUCGAGGUAUGAUAUGUUAUAACAAUCUGGAGAGCGAGCACACUGAUCGUGAUGUCUGUAGACCGCGAUUUCCGAGGAACGUGAAGAGGACAUUGUCUCUGACAGUGACUACGAACACAUUGGCCCUGACGAACGAUCGCCCGAUGCCAACGUGUGGGAGAUCC